Molecule: messenger RNA, 6024 nt
Organism: Gracilinanus agilis (Agile Gracile Mouse Opossum)
Lineage: Eukaryota; Metazoa; Chordata; Mammalia; Didelphimorphia; Didelphidae
Product: sodium channel protein type 2 subunit alpha
Exons: 26
Coding region: 1-6024 (2007 amino acids)
Biological process (GO): membrane depolarization during action potential; sodium ion transmembrane transport; neuronal action potential
Cellular component (GO): plasma membrane; voltage-gated sodium channel complex; axon
Molecular function (GO): protein binding; voltage-gated sodium channel activity
Source: RefSeq, a predicted model, not a curated record
AUGGCACAAUCAGUGCUGGUACCACCAGGACCUGACAGCUUUCGCUACUUCACCAGGGAAUCCCUUGCUGCUAUUGAGCAACGCAUUGCAGAAGAAAAAGCUACAAAACCCAAACAAGGACGAAAGGAUGAGGAUGAUGAAAAUGGCCCCAAAGCAAAUAGUGAUUUGGAAGCAGGAAAAUCCCUCCCAUUUAUUUAUGGAGACAUUCCACCCGGAAUGGUGUCAGAGCCCUUGGAGGACCUGGAUCCAUACUAUAUCAAUAAAAAAACUUUUAUAGUAUUGAAUAAAGGGAAGGCAAUCUUCCGAUUCAGUGCCACAUCUGCCCUGUACAUUUUAACUCCUUUCAACCCUAUUAGAAAAAUAGCUAUUAAGAUUUUGGUACAUUCUUUAUUCAGCAUGCUCAUUAUGUGUACUAUUCUGACCAAUUGUGUGUUUAUGACCAUGAGUAACCCUCCAGACUGGACAAAGAAUGUAGAGUACACAUUCACAGGAAUUUAUACUUUUGAAUCACUUAUAAAAAUUCUUGCAAGGGGCUUCUGUUUAGAAGGAUUCACAUUUCUUCGGGACCCUUGGAACUGGCUUGAUUUCACUGUCAUUACUUUUGCAUAUGUGACAGAGUUUGUGGACCUGGGCAAUGUCUCAGCGUUGAGAACAUUCAGAGUUCUCCGAGCAUUGAAAACAAUUUCGGUCAUUCCAGGAUUAAAGACUAUUGUAGGGGCUCUGAUCCAGUCAGUGAAGAAGCUUUCUGAUGUCAUGAUCCUGACUGUGUUUUGUCUGAGUGUUUUUGCACUCAUUGGGCUCCAGCUGUUCAUGGGCAACCUGAGAAAUAAAUGUUUGCAAUGGCCCCCAGAUAACUCUACCUUUGAAAUAAACAUUACUUCCUACUUUAAUAGCUCAUGGGAUGGAAAUGGUACCUAUUACAAUAAGACAGUGAGCAUGUUUAACUGGGAUGACUACAUUGAGGACAGAAGUCAUUUUUACAUUUUGGAAGGGCAAAAUGAUGCAUUGCUUUGUGGUAACAGCUCUGAUGCAGGCCAGUGUCCAGAAGGAUAUAUAUGUGUAAAAGCUGGCAGAAACCCCAACUACGGCUAUACAAGCUUUGACACCUUCAGUUGGGCUUUCUUGUCCCUGUUUCGACUGAUGACUCAGGACUUCUGGGAAAAUCUUUAUCAACUGACACUUCGUGCAGCUGGCAAGACAUACAUGAUUUUUUUUGUGCUGGUUAUUUUCUUGGGCUCUUUCUACCUUAUAAACUUGAUCCUGGCUGUGGUUGCCAUGGCCUAUGAAGAGCAGAAUCAGGCCACUUUGGAAGAGGCAGAGCAGAAGGAGGCUGAGUUUCAGCAGAUGUUAGAACAACUUAAGAAGCAACAGGAAGAAGCUCAGGCAGCGGCGGCAGCAGCAUCUGCAGAAUCAAGAGAAUUUAGUGGAGGUGGUGGGGUAGGAGGCUUCUCAGAGAGCUCUUCAGAAGCCUCAAAGUUGAGCUCAAAAAGUGCAAAAGAAAGAAGGAACAGGAGAAAGAAAAGAAAACAGAAAGAACAGUCUGGAGAAGAAGAGAAACAAGAAGAGGAAUUCCACAAAUCUGAAUCAGAAGAUAGUAUCAGAAAGAAAGGUUUUCGUUUUUCCAUCGAAGGAAAUCGCCUGACCUAUGAAAAGAGGUUCUCUUCUCCCCACCAGUCUUUAUUGAGCAUCCGUGGCUCUCUUUUUUCUCCAAGACGCAACAGCCGGACCAGCAUUUUCAGCUUCAGGGGUCGAGCAAAAGAUAUUGGCUCUGAAAAUGACUUUGCUGAUGAUGAGCACAGCACUUUUGAAGACAAUGAUAGUAGAAGAGAUUCCCUGUUUGUUCCACACAGACAUGGAGAACGACGCCACAGUAACGUUAGUCAGGCUAGCCGAUCAUCUCGGGUGCUUCCCAUAUUGCCAGUGAAUGGAAAAAUGCACAGCUCAGUGGAUUGUAAUGGUGUGGUUUCUCUGGUUGGUGGACCUUCGGCCCUGACAUCACCAACUGGGCAACUCCUGCCAGAGGGCACCACUACAGAAACAGAAAUAAGAAAGAGACGAUCUAGUUCUUAUCAUGUGUCCAUAGAUUUGCUAGAAGACCCUUCUGGAAGGCAAAGAGCAAUGAGUAUAGCCAGUAUACUUACCAACACAAUGGAAGAACUUGAAGAAUCCAGACAGAAAUGCCCACCGUGCUGGUAUAAAUUUGCUAACACAUGUUUGAUCUGGGAUUGCUGUGAACCAUGGCUAAAAGUAAAGCACAUUGUCAGUCUCAUUGUGAUGGACCCAUUUGUUGACCUGGCAAUUACCAUCUGCAUUGUCCUGAAUACACUCUUCAUGGCCAUGGAACAUUAUCCUAUGACGGAACAGUUUAGUGGGGUUCUUUAUGUAGGAAACCUGGUUUUUACUGGAAUCUUCACAGCAGAAAUGUUUCUCAAGAUAAUUGCCAUGGAUCCUUAUUAUUAUUUCCAAGAAGGCUGGAAUAUUUUUGAUGGUUUUAUUGUCAGCCUUAGUUUAAUGGAACUCGGUUUGGCAAAUGUGGAAGGAUUAUCUGUCCUCCGAUCAUUCAGACUGCUUCGAGUUUUCAAGUUGGCAAAAUCAUGGCCCACAUUGAACAUGCUGAUAAAGAUCAUUGGUAACUCCGUGGGGGCUCUGGGAAACCUGACCUUGGUGUUGGCCAUCAUUGUCUUUAUUUUUGCUGUGGUCGGCAUGCAGCUUUUUGGCAAGAGCUACAAAGAAUGUGUCUGCAAGAUCUCCAAUGACUGUGAACUUCCACGUUGGCACAUGCAUGACUUCUUCCAUUCCUUCCUGAUUGUGUUCCGGGUGCUGUGUGGAGAAUGGAUAGAGACUAUGUGGGACUGUAUGGAGGUGGCAGGUCAAACCAUGUGCCUUACUGUCUUCAUGAUGGUCAUGGUGAUUGGGAACCUGGUGGUACUGAACCUGUUUCUGGCCUUGCUGUUAAGCUCUUUUAGUUCAGAUAACCUUGCUGCCACAGAUGAUGACAAUGAAAUGAACAAUCUCCAGAUUGCUGUGGGAAGGAUGCAGAAGGGGAUAGAUUAUGUGAAAAGAAAAUUACGUGAAUUUAUCCAAAAAGCUUUUGUUAGGAAACAGAAAGCUUUGGAUGAAGUCAAACCGCUUGAGGAUUUAAACAAUAAGAAAGACAGCUGUAUUUCGAACCAUACCACAGUAGAAAUAGGCAAAGAUCUGAAUUAUCUUAAAGAUGGAAAUGGGACAACCAGUGGAAUAGGCAGCAGUGUUGAAAAAUAUGUUAUUGAUGAAAGUGACUACAUGUCAUUCAUAAACAACCCCAGCCUCACUGUAACAGUCCCAAUUGCUGUUGGCGAAUCUGACUUUGAGAAUUUGAAUACAGAAGAAUUCAGCAGUGAAUCAGAUCUAGAGGAAAGCAAAGAGAAGUUAAAUGCAUCUAGUUCAUCUGAAGGUAGCACAGUGGAUGUAGGAGCCCCUGCCGAAGGAGAACAGCCUGAAGUAGAGCCUGAAGAAGCCCUGGAACCAGAAGCCUGCUUCACAGAAGGCUGUGUACGCAAGUUCAAGUGUUGUCAGGUCAGCAUAGAAGAAGGCAGAGGAAAACUCUGGUGGAACUUAAGAAAAACUUGCUAUAAGAUAGUAGAACAUAACUGGUUUGAGACCUUCAUUGUCUUCAUGAUUCUCCUAAGUAGUGGUGCUCUGGCCUUUGAAGACAUAUAUAUUGAACAACGAAAAACAAUUAAGACAAUGUUGGAAUAUGCUGACAAGGUUUUUACAUACAUUUUCAUUCUGGAAAUGCUUCUGAAGUGGGUUGCAUAUGGUUUCCAAAUGUAUUUCACUAAUGCAUGGUGCUGGCUGGACUUUCUGAUUGUUGAUGUCUCUUUGGUUAGCUUAACUGCAAAUGCCUUGGGCUAUUCAGAGCUGGGUGCCAUCAAAUCUCUUCGGACACUAAGAGCUUUGAGACCGCUAAGAGCCUUAUCUCGGUUUGAAGGGAUGAGGGUGGUCGUGAAUGCCCUUUUAGGUGCAAUCCCCUCUAUCAUGAAUGUACUUCUCGUGUGUCUAAUAUUUUGGCUAAUAUUCAGCAUCAUGGGAGUAAAUCUUUUUGCUGGCAAAUUUUAUCACUGUAUUAACACCACUACUGGAGAAAUGUUCGACAUAAGCGUUGUCAACAAUCUGAGUGAAUGCCAGGCCCUUAUAGACAGUAAUCAAACAGCCCGAUGGAAAAAUGUGAAAGUAAACUUUGAUAACGUGGGACUUGGAUACCUUUCUUUGUUACAAGUGGCUACAUUUAAAGGAUGGAUGGAUAUCAUGUAUGCAGCUGUUGAUUCACGAAAUGUAGAGUGGCAACCCAAGUAUGAAGACAAUCUAUACAUGUAUCUUUAUUUUGUCAUCUUUAUUAUUUUUGGGUCGUUCUUCACUCUGAAUCUCUUCAUUGGUGUCAUCAUAGAUAACUUCAACCAACAGAAAAAGAAGUUUGGAGGUCAAGAUAUCUUUAUGACAGAAGAACAAAAGAAAUAUUACAAUGCCAUGAAAAAACUAGGCUCCAAGAAACCACAAAAACCUAUACCUCGACCUGCGAAUAAAUUCCAGGGAAUGGUUUUUGAUUUUGUAACCAGACAAGUCUUUGAUAUCAGCAUCAUGAUUCUCAUCUGCCUCAAUAUGGUCACCAUGAUGGUGGAGACUGACGAUCAGAGUCAAGAAAUGACUAACAUUCUUUAUUGGAUUAAUCUGGUGUUCAUUGUCCUCUUCACUGGAGAAUGUGUGCUGAAACUGAUAUCUCUCCGCUACUAUUACUUCACCAUAGGCUGGAACAUUUUUGACUUUGUGGUGGUCAUUCUCUCCAUUGUUGGUAUGUUUCUAGCAGAGCUGAUAGAAAAAUAUUUUGUGUCCCCUACCCUAUUUCGAGUGAUCCGUCUUGCCAGGAUUGGACGAAUCCUCCGUCUUAUCAAAGGAGCAAAGGGGAUCCGCACGCUUCUCUUUGCUUUGAUGAUGUCCCUCCCUGCUCUGUUCAACAUCGGGCUCCUGCUCUUCCUGGUCAUGUUUAUCUAUGCCAUCUUUGGAAUGUCCAACUUCGCCUAUGUCAAGAGGGAAGUUGGAAUCGAUGACAUGUUCAACUUUGAGACCUUUGGCAACAGCAUGAUCUGCCUCUUCCAAAUCACCACAUCUGCUGGUUGGGACGGUUUGCUCGCACCCAUUCUUAACAGUGGACCCCCAGACUGCGACCCCGAAAAAGAUCACCCUGGAAGCUCAGUCAAAGGAGAUUGUGGCAACCCCUCUGUUGGGAUUUUCUUUUUUGUCAGUUAUAUCAUCAUCUCAUUCCUGGUGGUGGUAAACAUGUACAUCGCUGUGAUCCUGGAGAACUUCAGUGUUGCUACUGAAGAAAGUGCUGAGCCGCUGAGUGAGGAUGAUUUUGAGAUGUUCUAUGAGGUUUGGGAGAAGUUUGACCCCGAUGCAACCCAAUUCAUAGAAUUCUGUAAACUCUCUGAUUUUGCAGCCGCCCUCGAUCCACCUCUUCUUAUAGCAAAACCAAACAAAGUCCAACUCAUAGCCAUGGAUCUGCCCAUGGUAAGUGGAGACAGAAUUCACUGCCUUGACAUCUUAUUUGCUUUUACAAAGCGUGUUUUGGGUGAGAGUGGAGAGAUGGAUGCUCUCCGAAUACAGAUGGAAGAGAGGUUCAUGGCUUCCAAUCCUUCCAAAGUCUCCUACGAGCCAAUCACCACCACUCUGAAACGCAAACAAGAGGAAGUGUCGGCGAUUAUCAUCCAGCGGGCUUACCGGCGUCACCUCUUGAGGCAAAAAGUUAAAAAAGUUUCAUGUAUAUAUAAAAAAGACAAAAGUAAAGAAGGCAAUGGAUUGCCUAUCAAAGAAGAUAUGAUUAUUGAUAAACUGAAUGAGAAUUCCACCCCGGAGAAAACUGACGUGACCCCUUCCACCACCUCUCCACCUUCCUAUGAUAGUGUAACAAAACCCGAAAAGGAAAAAUAUGAGAAAGACAAAACGGAAAAGGAAGACAAAGGGAAAGAUGUCAGGGAAGGCAAAAAGUAA